This is a messenger RNA of Plectropomus leopardus (leopard coralgrouper), 2687 nucleotides long. Lineage: Eukaryota; Metazoa; Chordata; Actinopteri; Perciformes; Serranidae. The record is from RefSeq and is a predicted model, not a curated record.
AUGUCUGUGACAAAGACUUCUGCAAUAAGUGCUAUAUUCCUUUGUAAUUUUUCUUUCACAGAGCUGCGUAAGCAGAAGUUGAUGGAAUACUUGUCAGGAAAAGGAAAACUGAAACAGCCAAACCCUAAGCCAUACCUUCGCAAUGACUACCAGGUUAAAAAGCCUGUCACAUCGACACUAAAGGCGGUUAUGGGAAAAGAGAACAAGGCUCCAGCUGGCACAUUCAGACAGGAAGUUAGGAAAAUUCCGACUGUGGCUGCUCAGUCCACAAAACAACCUGCCAGAAGAGCAUCUGGUGUCACAAACACAGUGAAUGUAAAAGCCAACAUCCUGACCAGACGGCAGAAUACCAAUCAUUCAUCUGAAACCCAGAACCCAUUAAAGCCAAAACCUAAUCAUAACCCUGUGCUGACAAGAACCUACACCGUUGUGUCACUCAAAUCCAACCUGAAUGCAGCCAUCCAUCUUAAAAAGCAGCCAAAUACAGGAAUUCCAUCUUCAGGCAGAGUCUCUGUGAAUGCAGCCCGUACAGUUGUAACAAACGCAAACAGCAGAGUCAGUGGGAGCUCAAAUGCUAACUGGUCAUGUCCAAUGAAGACAGCUAAUCGGGUGAGCGUAGGCCCCAUGGUCACAACAACAACAGGACUCAUUCCUGCAGUGACGCAGCCAAGAAACAAUCAAAGACAAAACUUAACACACACCUCUACCACAGCAGCUGAAACAACCACCGCAACCUUGACUGUAGCUAACAGGGUGCGAUCCAGUGCCUCGUCAUCAGCUUCUGUUUCCCAGCAGUCUGCCAUGGUUCCGAGGAAAACAUUACCAUCCACAACCCUAAACAACCCUGUUAAUGAGAGAUGUACUGCUGGGAAUAAAGUUCAGCAUCGGACCAAACCAAACUCUAAACCACUUCUGGGUAAACAAUCUCAGCCAGCUUGCAGGAGCCAACUAUCAAGUGGAAUGAAAUCAACAUCCACAUCCUCCAAGUGCACAGCAGCACCUGUGAAGUCAGGGGGGAGAGUUGGGUUGUCAAAAAUUAAUAAAUCAGCUGGUCAACCCACAGACAGGUCCACAAAGCAGACUGAAGUGCAUAAAAACGGCCAGUUAUGCAAAGUCGGCUCCCAAACAUCCUCAGGACCAGCAAGCAGGUGCAGUUCCAGAGCAGUCAGCGGGGUUACGCGAGGUGCUGUGGCUGAGCUUGAAAGGAAAACCAAGACAUGUAAAGAGACAGAUGGCAAGAAGGGACACAGUUCAGCAAAUGUCCCUCCACCAAAAAGAAUAGGCGCUUCAGUGAUGUCCCACACAGUGCCACAGCCGCCACGGACCAUCAGCAUUACUUGUCAGGGCACAGACAUGAAGACGCCAAAGCUCCCUGUCAGGAAUCUUCCCCAGACUGAGGGAAAGAAACUGACUGCUGCCCAGGAGGAGAGAAUGAGAAAACUACAGGAAUGGCGGGAAGCCAAGGGAAUUUCCUACAAGCGCCCCCCAAUGCCGGUGAAACCUCAGGUCAGGCGCACUAUAGCUGUGCCCCAGCCUUUCUGGGGAGCCAUGAAUGAGGAAGAUGAGGCUCACUCCCUCAUCUGUGCCGUGGACAGAUCCCUGGCUGAUUGUAUCAAAUUGCUUGGAGAGGGUUUCCCUCCAGACCAGGUGAAGGAGGUUCUCACACGACUGCCGGCAGUGUCCCAGAAGUUUGCCAAAUACUGGAUCUGUCAGGUCCGCCUGAUGGAACAAGAGGGCAACCUUGAUGUCCUGCCCAUGUUUGAAGAGGCUGUUGGUGUUGUGUUGGAGCCAGUGGACGAGCUGCGGACUGUGGUGUUUGAGAUUCUGAAGAAAAAGGACGAGAUCAAAGCAUCUACAGAAAAUGAGAGAGAGGAGGACCACAGUCAAACAGUUGACAGCACUCCUGAGAGCAUCAACAACCCAAUGAUGACUCCUAAACCUGUCAGAGCCCUCAUCUGUGGAGAGAGAGGAGACUCAUCUGUAGUCAAGUACAAGAUCACAGCAACUCCUGGCGGCCCUUCAAGCCAACAGAAAGAAACUGCACGAGUUAACGGCCAAGAGGUUCGCUUUUUCACUCCAGUUAGACGCUCAGUGCGAAUCGAGAGAUCCUCAAUGCGAUACCCCACGUCCCUCCAGGACCAUGAUCUCUGCGUGACCUCCUACAAUGACCUGAUCUCCGAGGAGGAUAACAAGAAAAGUGAAGAGCAGGCGGCCAGGGAAACCAGCCCGUCUGUUAACAACACGCCGAUGUACGUCUACAGACAGAAUGAAGCCCUUAAAGACAAAGUGUUCGUCCAGCUUGUCUACGAUGAAGGCGUUUAGUUGCACAUGCUUCAUCUACACCAGUUUGCAGCUGAGAAAAAAAUCAGAUUCACAAAAUGAAAAAGUAUGUGCAUACUUUGGUUUUGGCUUGUUUCACCCUUUUCCUAAAAAGAUGGCGAGUUUUAUCCUUGUAAAGGUAGAACGUGACAUUUUUGGCAAUGUCCUGUUUUUAUGUAAUAAGGUAUUUCUUGCACUUGUUUAUGAAGACGUUAUUGGGUUUAUCCCAACAAAUAAUGUGGUGUACAUAGUUAUGUAAAAUAAAUGGCUGUUUUUUUUUUUUAAACCCAAUGUUUUUAUCUUAUGCUUUUGUCGUCUUUAUGUUCCAUGUGGACCCCUCCAUCAUACAGACGCCUGCACUUUUAGAA